Molecule: messenger RNA, 1760 nt
Organism: Nematolebias whitei (Rio pearlfish)
Lineage: Eukaryota; Metazoa; Chordata; Actinopteri; Cyprinodontiformes; Rivulidae
Gene: flad1
Product: flavin adenine dinucleotide synthetase 1
Exons: 11
Coding region: 140-1711 (523 amino acids)
Biological process (GO): FAD biosynthetic process
Molecular function (GO): FMN adenylyltransferase activity
Source: RefSeq, a predicted model, not a curated record
CUUGAGCGACAUGUUACAGAUGUAAGGAAACAUGACGAGGACUUCGGUGGUUUAAGAAUGCUCCCUGGUAGGAAGCAAAUAAUGAAGGAGAAGAGGGCCUGAGCUUCACUGAAAUACUUUGUAUGCUCCAUGUGGAUCCAUGUUGAUCUUUUCCGUACCCGGUCUGAACAGAGCAGCAGUGCGUGUGAGGAGACUGGCAACACAACUUCGCACAGCAACAAUGUCGACUAACAACCAGGACUCCGGCUCCUCCUCUGAUUCUCCUACAGCAGCCAUUCUCAUCAUCGGAGACGAGAUCCUCAAGGGUCACACUGUGGACACCAACAGCACCUUCCUGGCCCGAGCACUUCGGAGGCUCGGUGUGUCCGUGCAGCGGAUAACCGUGGUACCAGAUGUACAGGAGGUGAUAGCCAAAGAGGUGGUCCUCCUUUCCUCUCGGUACACCCACCUCCUAACGUCGGGGGGCGUAGGCUCCACUCAUGACGACAUCACCUUAGAGAGCAUCGCCAUGGCGUUCCGGGAGGAGAUGUAUCCUCAUCCUGAGCUCACCAGGCUGGUUGAAGAAUUCAUUGGGACGACGGACAAAGACGGUCCGGCCAUGAAGAUGGCCAGGGUGCCUCGAUCGGCAAAACUCAACUACGGAACUGACCCCCAGACUGGAAAACGCCAGCGCUACCCAAUCGUCAGCGUGCGCAACGUAUAUGUAUUUCCUGGGACCCCGUCCUUCAUGGAGAUGGCCUUCACUGGACUGGAGCAUCUCUUUGCUAGUUCAGGAACCACAUUUUACACUCGAGAGGUGUUUGUAGACGCAGAAGAAACGGAGAUCGCCACUGUGCUGACCAAACUGCAGGCCAGUUGGGGGCGAAAGGUGGCUCUCGGCUCCUACCCUGACUGGUUGAGCAAUUACUGCAAAGUCAGACUGGUUCUGGACUCAGACAGCCAGGAAGAGGUGGACAGAGCUCGUGCGCAGCUGGUCGAUCAGCUGCCUAAGGGUAGUGUGGUGGCUUUGGUCAAAGACCCAGUGACUCUCGCCAGUGCAGAGGUGUACAAACUGGCCAACAGCGACACGGCGCUGGGAGAGAAAGUCAAGUCCGCUCUGAAAACAAUCGAGGCUGCGCUGGAUCAGUAUUCAACAGAGAAAAUCUGUGUCGGCUUCAACGGAGGCAAAGACUGCACAGCACUGCUCCAUCUCUACUACGCUGCACUGAAACGGCUCUAUCCAGACGGGAAAGACAAGGUUAAAGCUCUGUAUAUCCGUAAUGUCUCUCCUUUUCCCGAAAUGGAGAGAUUCCUUCAAGACACGACAAAGAAGUAUAACUUGGAGUUGAUCUACGUGGAGGGCAGCAUUCGCCAAGCGCUGAACGAGUUGCAGGAAAAGAGACCGGGGCUGAAAGCCGUCCUGAUGGGAACCAGAAGAAGCGACCCUUACUCUCACACGCUCACACCCAUGUGUCCCACUGAUCCCGGCUGGCCCGAAUACAUGAGAGUCAACCCACUUCUGGACUGGACGUAUCACGACAUCUGGUCAUUCCUGAGGACGUUACAUGUACCCUACUGCAUCCUCUACGAUAAAGGCUACACUUCGCUCGGCAGCAUGGACAACACCUGCCGGAACAAGGCCCUCCAGGUGGUGGAUGAGAAGGGCGUGAAGCGAUACAAGCCAGCCUACCUUUUAGAGAAUGAAGAAGAAGAGCGUAACUCCCGCGCCUGAUGAAAACAAAAAGUCUGUGCUAUUGUUCGUAGAGACGUUUUUUUUUAGA